AUGACAAUAUCUAGUCCACAUGUCCGUCAUUAUAAAGCUUCAUUAGCUAGACGUAAACUUCUUCAAAUGCCAUUGGCAUGUAUAGGAGUUGGUAGGACGGAACAGGGGACUUACUGCUUGUAUCUUGUUGAAAAGCAAAACCUAGUUGAUUAUUCCAUUUUCCAAACACUUUUAGAAAAAGCUACUUUAAAGCCAGGGGUAAAAGAGAUGAGCAUAUCAAAAGAAGAGAUGAGUAACAUUUUUUACUUUGCUGAAACAGAAUCGCAAAGGGAACUGUUGAAGUAUGUUGUUGUUAAGGCUACUGGACUUUCCAAUACGAAGGCAAAAUCUUUUUAUGGACUCAGUAAUGUAAAAGAGAGAAAAGAAAAAGUUGAAAAUGCUCUGGAAAAAGCAAUUUCAAUAAGACAGUCUAUUGAAAAGAUAAGCUCGUCUUAAGACAGAGCCCUACUUUCCUCUUUUGACAUUGAUUGUGCUAGUGAUUGCAGCACCAGUAGUGAAAGUGAAAGCGAUAGUGACAAUGACAGUGCCAUUCAGGAAGAACCAAGUCAAUCUAGUCCAGAUAAGAUAACAGAACCUGUUGUGACAGAUGAUGGGAUUAAUCCUGAUUUCCUUACACUGAAUGCUAAGAAUAAUCACAUGUUAGAUGUUAAUCAAGUCCUAUGUAUUCUUAAGGAGUGUACUUUUAACUGGUUUGAGCUGGUUAGCCAGCUUGAAUCAAGGUUAAAUGUUUCUGACGAUUUGGUUAGCAAUGUUCUUGACGAACUUGGAAAUCAGCUUACAUCUAAUAAUUUGGGAUUAAGUGAGAUGGACCAAAAGAUUGCAGAACAAUCAUGGCAAGCAUAUUCACUCAUGAAAACGUAUAGUGAGAGUUCUUGUAGUGAUGAUUCAAUUGUGUCGGAUUCUGAUGAGAGCGAGAACGAAAUGUGGCAAAAAGGAAUAGAUGAUGUUCUGAGUGCUGAUGGUAAAGAAAUGAUAAAGAAGCGUAAAGAGGCAUUAAAGCAAAAAGCUGUACGUGAGACAAAACGAAGGAUUAUGGAGGAAAGGUUUCUUAAAAGAAGGAGGAGCAAAAAAGUAUUGCGAAUAUUGACCCAGUGUCCGGAUAUUGGGUAA
This is a messenger RNA of Paramuricea clavata, 1110 nucleotides long. The record is from the annotation of a GenBank genome assembly. Lineage: Eukaryota; Metazoa; Cnidaria; Anthozoa; Malacalcyonacea; Plexauridae.